CGGGCGCGGCGGAGCAGACGGAGACGGCGGUGUGCGUGCGGGGGCUUGCAGUCAGAGUGAGAAGAAGAAUGUAUUUUCAUUGGACCAUCAGCUGCCUCGGAGCUGAGGCGAGGACAGUAUCACUGCGGCAGGCCCAUCCUGUAGGGCCCUAGUUUCUGACCCCUGACCUCCGUGACCUUCUAGUGAAGAUGGCGACCCAGAGGAGGCACCUGGUCAGAGACUUUAACCGGUACAUCACCUGCUCCAUGUGCCACGGCUACUUGAUCAAACCCACCGCCGUCACCGAAUGCCUGCACACAUUCUGUAAGAGCUGCAUUGUCCAGCACUUUGAGGAGAGCAACGAGUGUCCUGAAUGUGGCAUUCAGGUCCAUGAAACCAACCCUUUAGAAAUGCUGAGGUUGGAUAAAACGUUGGAAGAAAUCAUCUUUAAGUUGGUGCCUGGUCUUCGAGAGAAGGAGGAACAGCAAGAAAUUGAUUUCUGGAGGAAGAAUAAAUCCAGAGCAAAUGGGGAAGAAGGCCCCAGGCCCAAGAAGACUCGGAUCAGCGAAGAAGAUGAUGAGAAAGAUGAUGGAAGGGGCGGCGAUUACCACAGGAGUGACCCACAGAUCGCCAUAUACCUGGACUGCCUGCGAAACAACGGCCAAUCAGGAGAAAGCAUAGUAAAGGGUCUGAUGAAGAAGUUUAUCCGAUGCUCCACCCGUGUCACUGUAGGCACCAUUAAGAAGUUUCUCUGUGUUAAGCUGAAGUUGCCAAGCUCUUAUGAGCUUGACGUUCUGUGUAAUGGGGAAAUCAUGGGGAAGGACCACACCCUGGAAUUCAUCUACCGAACCCGCUGGAGACUGCGGGGAGACAGCCCGUAUCCCAUGGUUCUGGAGUACCGGCCCCGCAUCGACUUCGGCUAAACCCAAAGCGGUUAGGGCACGCUCGUUGGUCUGAGGCUGACCGAACUCAUACAGUGGACAGACGACACAAAAAAAACCCUGCUUAAAUGAAUGGUUGUGCCUCCUCAGAAAUACAGCCACCCAGCCUGACUGGCUGCACUUCUGCUCCCACCCAACCUCUUCCUGGUUCGUCCCUCGCUUGUUUUGGAGUGACAGGCUUGGCUCCACCCCUCAGCGACAUGUAUGGCUACUUCUCUAAGUAAGACUUCUGUUGCUUGCUGUCUCCAUGACAACACAUCAGCGCGAGAUGGCCCUGUUGGGAGUUCGCUGCCGAGGACAAACAGGGUUGUGAUGGACGAAUAACAAAAAGCACUUAAAAAAAAAAUGCACUUCAGCGAAGAUAAAAGACAGAUGAAAGCAAUGUUGUCUUGCAGGGUCCCCCGAAUACGUGGAGUCUAAGCAGAAGAACUGGUGAGCUCACUGAUUUUCAGCAUACCAGUGUACCAGUGUUAGUAUUUGUAUUGGCGUGAUGCAUUGAAUCAGGAGAAUUCAGCAGAGGCUGUUUCUCAGUUUUCUUUCUUUUUUUUUUCUUUUCUCUCGUUCUCUCUCUCUGUUUCUCCCUCCCCUCUUUCUCUUUUCCUUUGCCUCGUUCUUUAUCUUUCUCUUGCGCACACACAUUCUUGCACACACACUCAUCUUUGUUUUUUCUCUCUCUUUCUCUCUCUCUCUCUCUCUCUCCGAUUCCUGUAAUGGUGUUUUUGGCAGCCGCCUGAGAUAUUAAUGGAUCUUAUUCAGAUGGGUUUGAAUGGAAGGCGCCCCGAAUUACAUCCCAGUCUUAUCCAGUGGAAAAGAAGUCCCAGAAAAUCACGAAAAGGGCAACGACCUAACUUUUUCAGUCGCAUCGAAGGCCAAAGCAUGGAGUAGUUUUAGGUUAUGGAAGUCAGAGACCACCCCUCAUUUAUUUAAUCUCCAGUCAAAACCGCUGUUAAAGUACAAAUGAGUGUUUUUUUAGGAAAUGUAAAUAUAAGAUAAUCCACUGCAGGAAGGAAAUGGACAUUAUAACACUGAACCUGGACAUCUGACCUCUGUGGAGUGAGGUUUUGUGGACCGACAAGUCAAAAUGUUUCAUCAGGAUUAUUUCAGAUAAUCUAACCAACUUCUAAGACUGAACAUUUGGAGGUGUGGAAAAAUUUCCCUGCAGAUUUCUUUGAGGACCUGAAAGCAGGACUACUGAAAAUAAGAAAGAAAGCUGUAGAAAAGGCAAAGUGUGGAAACACUAAAUACUGAACCAUUUGAUAUUAUAUUUAGUUGUUGAGCACCUCUAUGUAAGUUUGAUCAGUUUACCUGCUUUCUUUCAUAUACAGGAAACGUGAAUAACUUGUACUUAAUGGCCAUUUUGACUGGAAAUUAAGUAAAUGGAAGUGCACUGCUUUUUGCAUAGUAUUAUACACCGAUCAGGCAUAACAUUCUGACCACCUCCUUGUUUCUACGCUCAUUGUCCAUUUUAUCAGCUCCACU
Molecule: messenger RNA, 2399 nt
Organism: Colossoma macropomum (tambaqui)
Lineage: Eukaryota; Metazoa; Chordata; Actinopteri; Characiformes; Serrasalmidae
Gene: pcgf5a
Product: polycomb group ring finger 5a
Exons: 9
Coding region: 189-902 (237 amino acids)
Biological process (GO): regulation of transcription by RNA polymerase II
Cellular component (GO): PRC1 complex
Source: RefSeq, a predicted model, not a curated record